Messenger RNA from Anastrepha obliqua, 3786 nucleotides. RefSeq lists its product as uncharacterized. The record is from RefSeq and is a predicted model, not a curated record. NCBI's taxonomy places the organism in Eukaryota, Metazoa, Arthropoda, Insecta, Diptera, Tephritidae. Gene Ontology annotation, biological process: intracellular signal transduction; phosphatidylinositol phosphate biosynthetic process. The coding region runs from base 366 to 2252 and encodes 628 amino acids. Gene Ontology annotation, molecular function: 1-phosphatidylinositol-3-kinase regulator activity. The transcript is spliced from 3 exons. Gene Ontology annotation, cellular component: phosphatidylinositol 3-kinase complex.
UUUUAUGUCUGAUAUAAAAUUGUGUACACCGAAAAUUGAAUAUCAGUUAAACGCAAAAGGUUCCAAGAAAUUUUACCGAAAGGCAGAAAAACGGCCAAAAAGAGGCAAAAAUUAUUGACGCAUUGAGAUACCAAUUUCCGAGAAGCGCAUUUCUAAUUUAGACCGAAUUCUCAGAAGUGACAGACAAGACAACAACGGCUGAAACAGCCAGAGGCAAAAACAAAUUAUACAUCGUUGUGUGGGGACGGCAAGACAUCAUGGCAAAAGCGUCAGAAACACAAACAACAAUACAGUACGAAAAACACAACUAAAAUUGCUGUGCCAGAUUCAAUAUAGAAAUUAAAAAAUUGUGUAAAUAUAUUCCGAUGGGGCACCGUUCCAGCAAACUAUCUGCUGGCCUCACCAACGGUAACACUAGCAUCAACAAAAGUUCAACUACAGACACAACGUCAUCAGCUAAAUUGUCCAAGCAUUCAACUCGCCGUCAUUCGUCACGUUUUCCAAAGUCGCGCUCAGUAAAUAGCGACUGUAAUAAGAAUUAUCGCAAUUCAAUUGCAUCACUCACCAGCAAUAGCACUAACGUCGCCACUGUGUACGGAGGCAACAAGUUCUUGCCUAUUUUGCAAUUGGACAGUGGCGAUUCAGUAACCGAAGACAGCGGUCUAACAUCAGUGUCCAACAACACACCAGGACAGAUUAUUAUAAAGAUACGCUUCAAAACGCAUUCGCAGUGUGAGAUGGAUAAUGCACAACAGAGUACACUGCCGUCAACAUCCCACACGUCCACCCAAACUGAGGCAAGGAUCGAGAAUUAUCGGCGCUUAGUGGAUACGAAUUCGAAUAAGGUGCUGCACAUAGAUGCUGAAAAAGUGGAAAUCACUAGAAGUUCGGAUAACUCAUCGUUAAAUAAUAAUAAUAAUAGUAGAGCAUCACUUCCGGUUCAUUUAAAUCCGCUACGCAUUACUGAACCGCUGCCGGAACAAAGCGCAGACGGUGGUGUUGAUCCCGUGGAGUACUACGAGGUUACCGAAGAGGCUUCUGCUGCCUCCAUACGCAACCGGCCGGAUAGUAGCCGGCGUCAGAGAGCGAAGUCGGCUUUUAUGAAUUUUAGAAGCAUGUUGGAAUCGUCCAGCUGCAGCAUCAGUAAAUCGCAUUCGAAUAAAAUAUCGAAUGGCAAUAACAACAAUAAUAAUAAUAACAGCAGCACCAAUCAUUCCCACAGUAUUCCACAAUCACUUCCAGUAUUGUCAGUUGCACCAACGCAUCAGCAGCAAAUACGGCCGUUUGAUGGUGAGACAACAGGAUUGUCGAAUGCUAGUGCUUCCAGCAUUUACCAUAGCACACCUAUUUGUAAUCCCACUCCUGCAUCAGCUUCCGACGCAAUUACAUCCACUCCAAUAUCAAUUACUACCUCAACAGCAACACUUCCACCACAGACCUCAGCAACCAAUCAGCUGGCCAUAUGGGCAUCCAACAAAGAUGUCAUCAUUUCCUCCAUAAACUUGGUGGUAUGCCCAUCAACAGCGGGCGGCGUCACAUUGGAGCGUCUGACGGCAACAGAACUCGUUGCUGGGAAUAAUGACGGUAGUGGCUCUAUUGUAAACUGCAGUGCUGAUCAAUUAAGCCUGGUAGAACGCGAGAACUUGAAUAGCGCAGCGCACACUUCGUUGCCGAAGAGUAGUAUACAUGUCGCACCUAGAGCGCUGUGUCCCAUUGUGCACUCGCAAGUGGAUUUUGUGCACUAUCUUGUACCUGAUUUAGAGCGUAUUUUCAACUCAAGCUUUUACUGGGGCAAAAUGGAUCGCUAUGAGGCUGAGCGUCUACUGGAGGGCAAGCCCGAAGGAACAUUCUUAUUGCGUGAUUCGGCACAGGAGGAGUACUUGUUCUCGGUGACAUUCCGCAAAUACGGACGAUCGCUGCAUGCGCGUAUCGAACAGAGUGGCCACAAGUUUAGCUUCGAUUGCCACGAUCCAGCCGUUUUCAGCACUUCCACAGUGACCGGUUUGUUGGAACAUUAUAAGGAUCCCGGCAGCGUCAUGUUCUUUGAACCAAUGCUGACUGUACCAUUUCAUCGCGGAACAGUCUUCUCCUUACAGCAAUUAGCGCGUGCCGCCAUUGUAUCACACAACACCUAUGAUGGCAUAGCUAAACUAGAGCUGCCGGCGCGCCUAAAAGCAUACCUUAAAGAAUAUCACUACAAACAGAAGUUGCGUGUGAAGUUGCUCGAUGAGACACUACUUACAUGUACCUAGUGUCCGCUAAAUGCGGCCCAUUACCGUAGCGGCGUAGGUGAUGGUGGCCGAAUAAUGCUGCAUGCAACUACUGCAGGUGCAUUUGGCCUGAAUUUCGAAUCUGGUGUUGAUGGGAGUGGCAGUGGUACGAGCAGCAAUGUCACCGCACAUGUGGUUGAUGGUUUGCUGAACAUGCGUGUGGUAUCAGUGGAGACAUUACAUGACUUAGCCGAACUGGAAGAUUUGCAACACGCGAGCUCAUUCGUUACCUACGUACAACAUUCAGCUGUUGUGGAGCAACUCAAUAGAAGUUGUGUAGGCAAUGAAGUGUGCAACAAGCCGCAACGUCGUCAACAACUGUUUAAAAUACCAAAUCGCAUGACAGAGUUAUUAAGUCGUGUAACAGCUAACUUAAACUGUUACAACAAUGCGCAGCGUCAUAGACGACAACGGCAGAAGCAACGGCAGGAAGAAGAGGUGCCAUCACCAGAACACCCAGAACACCAGCAAAACUAACACGUUUAGGCUAGAUAGGAAAUAACUAAGACAAUCCCAGUGAAUAUGAAAAUCAAAAAUGCAAACAAAAACUCCAAAUCAUAUAUGAAGGCAACAGUUGAAUGUGUACACAAGUGUAAUGAUGUGAAAACAAAAAAGUCUACCUACCGUCGAUUGCACUGUUUAAAUUGUGCAUCAUCAAGUAUCAAAAUAGUAUUAAGCAACAGCUACUUAUAAUAAUAAUUUUUUAGUUUUGCGUAACAAGCAAGCGGAAACUAACAAAAUUCACGCUCUUAGCGUGCUUUUACUUUUGAAUUUGUUCAGCGGCACAUUUCUAUGGGUCUACAUACCGCUGUUGGUUACGCACCAAAACGCAUUUGCUAAAAUAGUAUUUAUGCUAGUUUUUGUGGUAGCUUAGAUUAAAUAUAUAUAUAUAUAUAUAUAUGUAGUAUAAAACUAUUGAAAUUGUACUAAAUAUAAAAUGUAAAUAUGUUAUUUGCUUGUUACUAUUUUAAUUCAUAGAAUUUUCUACUAGUUUAUUGUAAUAUAAAAAAUAGUUUUUAAAAGUUUAGUUAAUGAAAUUAUUUAUUUUCUCAUAAAUGUAUGUAAACUUAUUUAUUACAUAUCUGUUUUCAUGGUGUGAACUCAACUCCUCUCCUCUUCUCAUUACCAUCAUUUACAUUAUAUUAUAUCACUUUGUUCUUCACUUCCUACAUUUAUUUAUUUAUUCUUCUUGGUUGUUAUGUCCAUUACAAAUUUAUACAUCAAUUGUAAAUACUAUUGUAUGUACACAUACUAUUGUUGAAGUGUACUUUGAUAUUCCUAUAUAAUUUUUAUUUGGUUGCUGGAACUUUAUAAUAAUUAUUGUUAGUGCCAGCAAAGUAAAAGAGCGAACAAACAGUUUUAAGAUUUUUGGGAGAGAAAGUACAAUACUUUGCAGUCAUAAUGUUCAACUGUACUUACAUAUCCAUGACUGUAAAACUGAAUUUAUUAUAAAUGCAAUUGUUUAAACUCGUUUUGAAAAUAUUAAAGAAAUACAACUAGAAGAAAAAAACUCAAA